CGAAGUGAGCGGGCAACAGUCUGUCCAAGUGCGCGUGUGCCGAGUAUCAAACCCAAGCUAUUUCAGAGUUGGCGGUCUGGUACCGUACACGGUCCACUCAAAAGGGACUCGACUAUGGCGCGCAACAAUGGUCUUUAUGGCUAUAGGUCGGACUGUUGGAACCUUAUAACGCGUCGGAGACCGAUGUUCGGGGAGGGUCCCAGGAUUACCACGAUCUUAAACUACGACGGGGGAGAUGAGGCCAAGUUGAAGCUCAACGUGGAGGGAGCGAGAGAAAAAGAGAUGAGAGGGUACCAGAAGUUGCACACAUCCGCCACGGAAGCCAAGAACCAUGCAAAACCAAGGUGCAAGUGGGACAGUGUUACGGCAGAGGUGCAAGUGGGGAUGGCGUACAAUGAGGCCGAGACCUCCACCGAUACUACAGAAAGAGAGCAGCAACACCUGGACCGAGACUCGGGGGGGGGGAGCAAAAUGAGCGUAGCAGAGACUCUAACUUGGCACGAGUUGGGCCAGUGGCGGAGGGACCACCCGUCGGCUGAGCCUAUGGAAAACAGCCUAGAGGAGGAGGAAGGAGACGGGAGUGGGAUGUGGGCGAGAACGUCGUCGUCAAAAGGAAUUUGGGAUAAAGCCGACGCAGCGAAAAGAGUUGCAGUCGCCGUUGCAGUCAUUGUGGUAGAAUCGAGAGAUGAUGUUGCAGCCAUUGUGGUAGAUUCGAGAGAUGAAGUCGUUGAUGUAGCGAGAAGAGUUGUACUCGUUGUUGCAGGCAGCGUUGCAGAUUCGAGAGACAAAAUCGUCGAUGUGGUGGCAAAUGUUGAUGUAGAGGGACUUGUCUUUGUAGUUGUAGUUGCAGUCGUAGUUGUUGAUGUAGAGACACUCAUCAUUGCUGUCAUCAAUGUAGGGAGAAGAGUUGCACUCGUUGUUGCAGGCAGUGUUGCAGAUUCGAGAGAUGAAAUCGUCGACGUGGUGGCGAGUGAUGAUGUUGAGGCACUUGUCUUUGUAGUCGAUGUUGCAGUCGUAGUCGCUGAUGUUGAGGCACUUGUCUUCGCAGUUGCAGCAGAAGAGGUUGUGGUGCCAGUUGACGGCGUCGCGGUUGUUGUAUUUGUAGGCGUUGUUGUAAGCAUUGGUGUUGAUCUCGAAGACGAACUUGUUGAGGACAACAGUUUGGACGAUGCUUUCGGUUUCUUGAGACGGGGAAUGUUGUGUAUGUCAAGUGUUUGGGAAGGACGUUCAGUUAAGGAUUUCUUUGUACACAAUGUUGGUUGUGUGGUUAAGCGGGGAGGGCAGAGCAACGCGUACAUGGGUAGGGUCACCCACUCUGGAUGCAGCGACAUAAAGUUGGCCAUGUGCAAAUGCGGGUUGGUGAAGAUCAAUGCUAGCAUGUUUGAUAGAUUGGCCUUGGGACUUGUUGAUAGUGAUCGCGAAGGCCGGGCGAAUGGGGAACUGGCGUCGUUGCCACGAGAAAGGGGAUGUGAUGUCGGUGACCGAGAGCAAGAUGCGCGGGAGGAGGACCGGCCGAACGGAUGGCAGGAUGCGACCGUGAAGAAGUUUGUUAUUUGUGACAGAGUCGAUAAUCAGCCGUGUUCCAGGAUAACAACAGCCAUGCGUAUAAGUUGUGCAAGUGCAGAUUGUUUGGGAAUGUCCAAGGUGGAGGUGGCGGCGGGGGUGAGGGGUGCUUUGAAUCGAGAGUGGAAAGUGCGGUCUCCGUCUAACAGAGUAGUUGCGAUGCCGCUUGAAGCAACUGCGAGUGCAACUUGGUCAUGGAGGCGAAUGUGUGCGAGUAUUGUGUUGAAGCAGAAGAUUUUACCUGUGCCGGUGGGCGCGUCGACGAAAACGCAGAGCAGUUCGCUGUUUUCGACAGCACGGAUGACGCGUUGGAAGACUGCUUGUUGGGAGGGGCGCAAUUGCGGGAGAUUGGAGUCAAGGGUGUGUCGAAGUUCUGCUUUGGGGUACGGAAUUUCGUCAUCGAUGAUUCGCGGGAUGCCCUGGCGUGAUGGUCUUUCUGCGAGGCGUCCACCCGUCUUCGCCAGCAGGAAAAAGGAGCACAUAAUGAAGAGGGUCGAAAGCUCGGUUUGUUUCGGCGAUUGGGACAACUCCGCCACCACGUUUGCGGAUUGUGAUUUCUUGAUUGGCAGGCUGAUCGUGCAUAAGAAGACACAGCUCUUUAAGACCUUCAGGUUUGUUGUAACGGCGUUCGUGCUGAUCGAUCGAACAUGUGUCAGGGUUAAUCACGAUGUGUCGGUCAUGUAUCAUCUCGUCUGGCAUUUCAGAAACAGUGAUGAAAUCAUGGACCCAACGGUUGCAUGCAUGGAGAAGAGCGUGGAACUUUCAGAGAAGGCGUUUGAUCGAACGAAUCGUUGCGAGGGGGGUUUCGGCGGGAAGGUCAAGACGGCUGAGACAGAGAAGUGUAGCACCGUGUUCGUCUUGCAGAUCGUAGAUGUAGAUUUGUGUGAAUGCGGGCUCAUGGUCAGCGUCUGGGAGAAGGGGCCCUAAAUUUUGAUGAAGCCGGCCUUCGAUGCGG
Messenger RNA from Chara braunii, 2518 nucleotides. NCBI's taxonomy places the organism in Eukaryota, Viridiplantae, Streptophyta, Charophyceae, Charales, Characeae. The record is from the annotation of a GenBank genome assembly.